CAUGGAUUCGAGCAUUCACCUACAGCACUUGCCGAAUUGUCCUUCAAUUUUGAGAGCGCCUGCCAAUUUGUCCUUUUGUGUGGGAACUUCGCCUCGGGACCGGCACAACUGCCCGACGUUCAACGGCUCAAUUAAAUUUCCUCAGCACAAGUGACAACAGCUCGAUCUCUCAGCCAUGCCUCAGGCGGAUAGUGUCCUAAGCUUUGUGCAAGGCGUUAGCGCUGUGGCUGUUCAGGCGUGCGGUCUAACUCAUAUACCCAUUCUGUCCUUCGCUGCUUCCAUCUUCAAGACAACCAUUGAUCAGGUGCAGUUUAUACAAGGUCAAAAAGAGCAAGCGCUUGCGAUAGUUGAUCUAAUAGCGAUGGUGCUACUUUCCGUGAACAAGAAGUUGUCCAGCCUAAAGGAGUUUGGGUUGGAGGUCCCAGAAGUGAUGCUAGAGAACAUCAAUAGGCUGGAACAAACUCUGAUGGAGGUUCAGGAAGAGUUCAAUAAUCUUACUCAGAAGAACUUCUGGAGGCGGUUGCUCAAAAAGGACCGGAUGGCCUCCGUUCUCACUCGACACCAACAUUCUGUGGUGGUUUAUCUCCAGAUAUUCCAGCUUGAAGCGGAAAUCGAUGCCACUACAUGGGCCGAUCGAGAUCGCAAAGCACGGCAAGCUGAUGCCCAAAAUAUGAAUGAACUGCUCAUGAAAAUAGCUUCUAACCAACAAGCACUGGCGGACCUCAUUCAAAAAGAUGCUCGUGGCGCACCUGAUUUGGGCGAAGUGAAGGAAGUCAUGCACUUGACAUCGAGACUUGGUCGUGCUGCUCCUCCCGGCUCUGUAGAAGCCAAGUUUUACAAAGCAGCACAUCGGAAGAUGGUUUCUCUGUCAGGGAGAGGCGAUGAAGAAACACGACUUUGGAUGAUCAGUUACCUUGAAGUUGACAUUGAGGAAGAAAUCGGGUCUGGGGGUUUUAGCCGAGUUCACAAAGGAAAAUGGAAUGGCGAAGAGAUCGCAGUAAAAGUGCUUACCGAAGGUACCUCCGAGAAGGCCCUGAUGAAAGAGGCAGAAACUUGGAGUCGACUUGACCAUCCUCGCAUCCACCGUUUUUACCGGGCUUGCGCCAACCCUAACAGGCCAAUAUUAGUGUCAGCGUACUAUCCCAACGGGGAUGCACUGAACUACUUAUCCAAACAUCCCGACGCAAAUCGGGCAGAGGUGAUGCGGGGAAUUGCUUCUGGAAUGAAAUAUCUGCAUUCCGAGAGCGUCUUACAUGGAGAUCUGAAAGCGCUUAAUGUACUAAUAGACGAUCGGGGAGGGGCAUGUAUAAGCGAUUUUGGCAUGGCGUUCAUCAAAAUGGAAUCCAGUCGCACCACAGCGGUCCGCCAGAAUGAGAAAGCCGAGGGGACGCUUCGAUGGAUGGCGCCUGAGAGAUUGGACAACGGUGGACUUACCCGUGAGGUGGAUGUGUAUGCCUACGCAAUGACAUGCUUUGAGAUCAUGACGGAUGAAGUGCCGUUUGGUUUUAUAAAUGAGAAUCAGAUCGUCCGCACGGUUCGCGAAGGGAUGCGGCCAAAACGACCCAAAAACAGUCUCCCCGACCUCACUAAUGAAGUGUGGGAACUGAUGGAGCGCUGCUGGGCCCAGAAUCCCGAAAGCCGACCUGACUUCGCUUCCAUCCUUGAAGACUGUGAUGAAAUAUGCAGAAGAAACCGAGCAUCCACCACUGCCAGCGUCCCUUCCCACAAUCCGCCUUCGACGCAAGUAGACAGUGCAAAAACCAAUCCAUCCAGUAACACCCGCUGGUCCCUUCCUGCGCAGUCGCCAGUCACUCCCACGGCUUCUUUCUCAAUACUCACACCCUCUCCUGCCGUUGCAACCGAGCCGACGCCCAUUGAAGUCUGGGAUGUUGCUGCCGGGAAUCAAUUCAUUGGCCAGGCCGAUGGAGCCGAGGAACUGGAGCGUAAGCGGAAGGAAAUGGAGGCUCGAGACCACGAGAUGGCUCUUUCCCUAUCUAGGCUCGACCUUGCCAAUACAGCUAGUCGAGGUCCCUCUCCAUCCCCUUCAAGUCCGCCGACAUUCACAUCCCAAACAUCACCAUCUGUUAACGAACCUUAUUUUGGGGAGUAAGUUAGACACAACUGUCCCACCUGAUAUGAACUUAUUCAAUGUUGCAUUGUUGUGCCAAGGAUGUCUCUACCAAGUGGAUGGGAGCAGCGCUUCACUGAAACCGGAAGACCCUAUUUUGUAGAUCAUAAUGCUCGGACAACAUCUUGGAGAGA
This is a messenger RNA of Cantharellus anzutake, 2262 nucleotides long. RefSeq names its product kinase-like domain-containing protein. The transcript is spliced from 12 exons. Gene Ontology annotation, molecular function: protein kinase activity; ATP binding. Gene Ontology annotation, biological process: protein phosphorylation. Bases 176 to 2110 code for a protein of 644 amino acids. NCBI's taxonomy places the organism in Eukaryota, Fungi, Basidiomycota, Agaricomycetes, Cantharellales, Hydnaceae. The record is from RefSeq and is a predicted model, not a curated record.